AUGAGAAUAUCCUUUCGUUUCAUCAGUUUGCUGCUUUGUUUCGUAACCAGCAAGGUAGUUCACGGACAAGACGAUGAAAGUCCUGCUACUGCCACUUCUGAUGGUGAGCGACAAGGUCCUCUAGGACGUCUCCUCGAUGGUCUGCUUUUGUUGCUCCCAACAGGUAGCAUUGAUGACCUUCUCUUGUCGGUUGUUGGCGAUGGAGAUAGCGAACAAGAAGAUCAAAAGGGUGGAAAUGGAGACAAGGAUAAGAACAACAAUAAUAAUAACGACAACAACAGUGGCGGAAACAAUCCGCUUGAAGCAGCCGAAGACAUGGCCGAAAAUGUCAAGUUCUUGGCGUGUACACAAGAUGAUAUCUGCUACAAUGAUUCCACGCAAACACCAGGUGCUUGGACUUGUCGACCACAGUACAUUGGACACAUGUCUAUCUGUGUACCCACACUGUUGGGAGUGACGCUUGGUCGUGUUGGCGAUACUUGCGGUUGUUGCGGCGGUCAAUGCCCCAAAAAGUGCGAGUGUGGCUGCGUUACCAGAGCCGGUUCCCAAGGAGUCAUGGCCAAGUUCAGUCUGCUGUUUGGAUUGUUGCAAUUUGAAGAAUGUUUGGGUCCCACCUUAUCCGAUGCCGCUACAUCCUUCACGACUCUGGACAUUUCUUGUAGCGACAGCUGCGGUCAACAACAAGACGACGGAGGGGUUGUGGUAUCUGCGGCUCCCUAGGUAGCCUAGCUAGCUACGCAGCUUGGGCGAGAGAAGAAGGAACGCUCUCAAAUGCAGAGAAGAAACAAACAGUUGCUUCUUCAAGUACAGAGUACCAUGCAUGGUACCGAAUCAAACAAACGAACAAUGACACUCCGCCAAACUAAACCAAUAAUUCAUAACUCUAGCUUCUGG
This is a messenger RNA of Seminavis robusta, 894 nucleotides long. The record is from the annotation of a GenBank genome assembly. Lineage: Eukaryota; Bacillariophyta; Bacillariophyceae; Naviculales; Naviculaceae.